CGCCACCUAAAUACCAAUCACAAUAAAGUGGUUUGAAGCUGCCUAUGUCUCUGUUCUAAUCUAACUGUUUUUCAUAAUCGGUCCAAUUCGAAGUCGUUUAUAGCUCGUUGGAGCCUUGCCUUCGUGAACUGACUCAUCCUAGUCCCUCCAAAACCUCUGUUUCUACUUCCAGCUUCCUCGCCGCCAAACAUAUUAGCUAAACCAGGAAAAUGGGCAUCUUUGAAUUCUGAAAAUGGAACGAUAUGCAGUCAGAAAUAAUUCAAAUUACAUCUAAGAUAGUGGCCUAUUCGAAGUCGGGUCAAAUCAAUAAUGCUCGAAAACUGUUUGAUAAAAUGUCACACAGAGACUCCAUCGCUUGGAAUGCCAUGCUUGCUGGCUAUUCUCUAAUGGGUCUUCAUCAAGAAGCUCUUUCUCUUUUCUGGAGAAUGAGAAUUAUGAACACCAAGCCUGAUCACUUCACUUUCACUUCCACUUUCAGUGCUUGUGCUGGUUCUGGUGCUUGCAAACUACAAUAUGGGACUAAACUUCAUGCUUUGGUACUUGUUUUGGGUUACCAAUCUUAUGUGCCUAUCAAUAAUGCGAUGAUUGAUAUGUAUGGGAAGUGUCUGAGUCCUUCAAGUGCUGCCAGUGUAUUUGAUGAAAUGAGUAUCAAGAACGAUACAUCUUGGUGUUCGCUCUUGUUUGCGCAUACCAAGUCUUUUCAGUUUGACAUCGCGUAUAAAGUGUUCUUAGCUAUGCCAAGGAGAGUGGGGAUAGCUUGGAACAUAAUGAUAGCGGGUUAUGCACGAAAUGGGGAGGUUGAACGUUGUUUGGCAUUGUUGAAAGAUAUGUUGGAGAGUUCAUGUUGGCGGCCGGAUCAAUGGACUUUUAGCUCUCUUAUGAGUGCUUGUACAGAAUCAAUAUCAUUAUGUUUGUAUGGAUUCAUGGUACAUAGCUUUAUCAUUAAAAGCGGUUGGAGUUCAGCAGUGGAGACAAGGAACUCGCUUUUGAGUUUCUAUGCUGAGUUAGGUUGUAGAAGUGAUGCUAUGAAGGUUUUUGAUUCUAGUGGAAAGUUAAGUCAAGUGUCAUGGAAUGCCAUAAUUGAUGCAAAUAUGAAAUUGGGUGAAACCAAAGACGCUUUUCUCGCAUUUCAUCAAGCUCCUGAGAAGAAUAUUGUUUCGUGGACAUCUAUGAUCUCGGGGUAUGCAAGAAACGGCGAUGGUGAACAGGCUAUUAGCUUUUUUGUUGAGAUGAUGAGAAAUGGUUUCAAGCCAGAUGAUUAUGCAAUUGGAGCUGUGCUUCAUGCUUGUUCCAGCUUUGCAGUGUUAGAGCAUGGUAGAGUGAUUCAUGGAUGCAUAUUUCGUAAUGGAUUCCAUGGCUAUGUCUAUGUUGGCAAUGGCUUAGUAAACAUGUAUGCUAAAUGUGGGGAUUUAGAAGGUGCUAAUCUAGCAUUUUGCGAGAUUCGAGAUAAAGAUCUGGUUUCUUGGAAUGCCAUGUUGUUUGCAUUUGGUUUACACGGAAAACCUAGCCGCGCUCUAAAGCUAUAUAGAGAAAUGGUUGCAACUGGACUAAAACCAGAUAAAGUGACCUUCAUUGGCUUAUUGAUGACUUGCAGCCAUUCGGGUCUCAUAGAGGAAAGUCAGGAGUUUUAUGAAACUAUGAAAUCAGUUUAUAAACUUUCCCCUGAAAUGGAUCAUGUAGCAUGCAUUGUAGACAUGCUUGGUAGAGGUGGUUAUAUAGAAGAAGCAAAAGAAUUCGCCACCACAGUUUCAACCGAGUUAAGCUCGUGUGAGGCGCUUCUGGGAGCAUGCUCUGCACAUCAACACAUUACAUUAGGGACAUACUUGGGAAAAGCUUUGAAGGACUUAGAUCCUCAUAAAGAAAUUAGCUAUGUGAUGCUAUCAAAUUUGUAUUGUGGUAGUGGGCAAUGGAAUGAAGCUGAGAUAGUUAGGCAGGCAAUGCUAGACAAAGGAGUAAAGAAAAUGCCUGGUUGUAGUUGGAUUGAACUAAGAAAUAAGGUCUCAACAGCCACCGCCAUAGCCGCCGGUGCUAUAUUCCGCCACCGCGGUCCACUGGAGAAGCUUGCAGUAGUAUAGAAAUGUUCCUAGAGAGACUGGUUAGUUAUUUAGAGAUAAAAUAUUGUGUACCAACGCAGAGUAAAGACUCGGGAAAGUGAGGCAGAGGAAAUAUGGGGAGCAGAGCUGUAGUUUUUGGCAAGGGAAUCA
Cannabis sativa is the source of this 2204-nucleotide messenger RNA. RefSeq names its product pentatricopeptide repeat-containing protein At2g36980, mitochondrial. Gene Ontology annotation, molecular function: RNA binding; protein binding. NCBI's taxonomy places the organism in Eukaryota, Viridiplantae, Streptophyta, Magnoliopsida, Rosales, Cannabaceae. The record is from RefSeq and is a predicted model, not a curated record. Gene Ontology annotation, biological process: RNA modification. The transcript is spliced from 3 exons. Bases 243 to 2075 code for a protein of 610 amino acids.